AUGACACCACGCCUCCACGAGUUCAAGAUGGAUGCUGGAACGGCCAUGGCAAAGCAUUUGAACGCCUUUGACGAGCUCGUUGUCGGUAUUCAGAAGCUUGGAGAGCCUGUCGACGAGGCACGGCAGCUGGUAGUGCUCCUGAAUAGCCUUCCAGCCGAAUACGAGCUGAUAUCAUCUAUCAUCGAGAACGCCAAGGACAUCACGCUCACCGAGGUGAAAGAGAAGCUGUUGAAGGAGUGUGAACGAUUGUAG
Molecule: messenger RNA, 252 nt
Organism: Peronospora matthiolae
Lineage: Eukaryota; Oomycota; Peronosporomycetes; Peronosporales; Peronosporaceae
Source: the annotation of a GenBank genome assembly